Messenger RNA from Cygnus olor (mute swan), 2762 nucleotides. RefSeq names its product chromatin assembly factor 1 subunit B (gene CHAF1B). The record is from RefSeq and is a predicted model, not a curated record. NCBI's taxonomy places the organism in Eukaryota, Metazoa, Chordata, Aves, Anseriformes, Anatidae. Gene Ontology annotation, molecular function: protein binding. Gene Ontology annotation, cellular component: CAF-1 complex; nucleus. Gene Ontology annotation, biological process: DNA replication-dependent chromatin assembly; nucleosome assembly. The transcript has 13 exons. Bases 156 to 1856 code for a protein of 566 amino acids.
GGGGCGAGCAGGAGCGGGAAACGCGCUCGCGGGCGGGAGCGGGGCCAGGCCGCGCGGCGCCGCAGGUAGGGGCGGGGGGCGCGCGGCGGCCGUUAGCGGCGGUUGGGCCGUGAGGUGAGCGGAGCGGCGCCUCGCUGCGUUCUCUUCGAGCAGCCAUGAAGGUGAUCACGUGCGAAAUAGCGUGGCAUAACAAGGAGCCCGUGUACAGCUUGGACUUCCAGCGCGGAGCCGACGGGAAGAUCAACCGGCUGGCCUCGGCCGGCGUCGACACGGCCGUCCGCAUAUGGAAAGUGGAAAAAGGACCGGAUGGAAAAGCUAUUGUGGAAUUCUUGUCCAACCUCGCCCGCCAUACCAAAGCAGUAAAUGUUGUGCGCUUCUCUCCCAGCGGUGAGAUCCUAGCGUCUGGUGGAGAUGAUGCUGUUAUUUUGUUGUGGAAGCUGAAUGAUAGCAAAGAACUGGAACCACUAGCUUUUCAGGAUGAAGAUGAAGCACAGCUCAACAAGGAAAACUGGACAGUUGUUAAAACUUUAAGAGGCCACCUAGAAGACGUGUACGAUAUUUGUUGGACUUCUGAUGGAAAUUACAUGGCAUCUGCUUCUGUAGAUAACACAGCAAUAAUGUGGGAUGUCAAUAAAGGGCAGAAGGUUUCAAUAUUUAACGAACACAAGAGUUAUGUCCAAGGAAUAACCUGGGAUCCUCUAGGCCAGUACAUUGCAACUCUGAGUUGUGAUAGGGUCCUGCGAGUAUACAACACGCAAACCAGGCGUGUAGCAUUCAACGUUACCAAGAUGCCAUCUGGGUCGGGAGCUGAAGGAGAGGCUAGGAGCUAUCGGAUGUUUCAUGAUGACAGCAUGAAGUCAUUUUUCCGCAGACUCAGUUUUACUCCUGAUGGCUCCUUAUUACUCACUCCAGCUGGCUGUGUUGAAUCAGGAGAAAAUGUAACAAACACCACAUAUGUUUUCUCCAGAAACAAUCUUAAAAGGCCUAUGGGUCAUCUGCCCUGUCCUGGAAAGGCAACUCUUGCUGUUCGCUGCUGCCCAGUCUACUUUGAGUUGAGACGAGCACUUAAUAAAGAUGAAAUUAGUCAGAAAUCAUCUCCUGGUCUGUUGAAUUUGCCCUAUCGAUUGGUGUUUGCUGUUGCAUCAGAAGAUUCUGUGCUUUUUUAUGACACUGAGCAGUCUUUCCCCUUUGGCUAUGUUUCUAACAUACAUUAUCACACCCUCAGUGACAUUUCAUGGUCCAGUGAUGGAGCCUUUCUUGCAAUUUCUUCCACGGAUGGAUACUGUUCAUUUGUUACCUUUGAGAAAGAUGAACUGGGAAUACCACUGAAGGAGAAGCCUCAGAUAAAUGUCAAGGCUCCUGGUGCAACAGAGAAGAAAGUGAAGAAGAGUCAGUGUCACAAAGCCAUUUCCCCAGGCUCUAGGCUGACAGAGGGGACUCCUCCCAGCACUCCCACACUCCAACCUAAGACACUCGCAGGUGCCAGUAAGGACUUGCCUUCCACACCUGUUGGCGUAAAAAAUGUUCCAGUCUCAUCUUCAGACGAGAGGAAAAUGAGCCAGCCAGCCAGCCAGAGUACUAAAGUAAACCAGCCCAGGAGGAUUACUCUCAACACUUUACAAGCAUGGAGCAAGACUCCAAGGAGAAUAAACUUGAUAUCGCUGAAGCCAGAUACACCAACCUUGGCAUGUACAGAUACAGUUCCUUUACCUCCUUCCUCAGAACAGGAACAUGAGAGGCCACUACCAUCUGAUGACAGUCUUCAAAAUCCCCCAGCAUCUAAACGUCCUAGAACAGAGGAAAUGCCCCUUUCUACAUCUGCUGAAGAUCAAAUCAGCUGCAAAACAAACAAAUAACAGCUAAUCUUUUAGUAGACCCUUCAGUUUGAAGGUGAUGCAGCCAUAUCUGAGAGCACAUUUCUUUUUGCAAAUGUUAAAUCUUCAAUUCCUGAUUAAAGUACCAUAUGCACAUUUGACAUAGUGCUGUGAAGAAAGAAACUGGCAGUAGAAGACACAGGUUUCAGGAAUAAAAUUUCUACUGGCAGUAGAUGACACAGGUUUCGGGCUUUGCAGAAGAGGAAAUAGUUGUGAAGUGACUUCUAAGUGUAGUUCUACUUCUUGAAGACAACAUUAUUUAAGAAAUGUAGCAGCUAAAGGAAAUCAUGAAAAUCUGGUUAUUGAAAAGCUGUACAGUAACCUAAGAGUUUCCAUAAGAAGUCCUUAAGCUGACAUUUAUAAAGUAUUAUGUCUUCCAGCAACCUGUCUGGCAAAUGAGUAGAAUUUCUAAGGAAUUAAAUGAGUUCAUGAUGAUUGGAUGUGUCUUAAGAAAAAAAAAAAAAAGACAUAAAAAAACCCUGAAACUUUCAUUCAGGCAGCUUGGCUUAUACAUUGUAGCAAUGUGCAAAAUAAUUAACACUCUACAGUACAUGUGGAAUGGAAGCAGAUGUUCAAAUGCUCUGAAUGCAGCAGCAUGCAAUAUGACUGAAACAAAUCAGAACCUAGAACUGCAAGAAACAAGAAAGCAAAAGGAAGAAACCCUCUGAAGACCUGUUAAAAGCAUUAAACAGUGGAAGAAAGUUCGCAGUUAUUCAGCGCGUGUGUUUACGAAAAGGCAGACAUGAGAUUUUCCUGAGGCAGCAGGAUUUGAGUGUAUACAUUAAAAUUACAUGAAAAGGUUUCCCCUUUUCUUUUUUUCCAAAUCUAACUCAUUUGUCCAAUAAAAUAUAAUAUAAAUCCAGUGUAUAAUAAACUUUUUAAAGUUCA